AUGUUGUAUCGGAUAAUAUCACAAGAGGGGUUUUUCAAAAUCUAUUCGGGUUUGACGGCGUCUCUUUUGAGACAAGCAACUUAUUCGACAACCCGAUUUGGAAUCUACGAAGCACUCAAAGAUUACUAUAUUAAGCACAGCCAUAAUCAACACCCCGGCACUCUUGUAUUAUUACCCAUGUCUAUGAUUUCGGGGGCAAUGGGGGGUCUUGUGGGAAACCCGGCUGAUGUUGUCAACAUUAGAAUGCAAAACGAUUCAACUUUGCCAAUUCAGCAAAGACGAAAUUACAAGAAUGCAUUUGAUGGCUUGUACAGAGUAUACAAGAGUGAAGGGCUUAAGUCGUUAUUCAGAGGUAUAUCUCCAAACUUGGUUAGAGGGGUGUUAAUGACAGCUUCGCAAGUUGUGACCUACGAUAUUGCAAAAGGUCUUUUGAUUGAUCAAGUACAUAUGGAUCCAGCAAAGAAAUCUACUCAUUUUAGUGCGUCCUUGAUUGCUGGAUUGGUUGCAACUACUGUUUGCUCCCCCGCAGACGUUGUGAAAACGAGAAUCAUGAACAGCAAGGGCAGCGGUCAAGGCGCAUGGACUAUACUUCAAAAUGCUAUUAAACAUGAAGGAGUUGGAUUUAUGUUUAGAGGUUGGCUUCCAGCGUUCAUCAGGUUAGGCCCACACACAAUUGUUACUUUCUUGGUCUUGGAGCAAUUGAGAAACUUUAGACUUGGAAUGUAG
Molecule: messenger RNA, 726 nt
Organism: Lodderomyces margitis
Lineage: Eukaryota; Fungi; Ascomycota; Pichiomycetes; Serinales; Debaryomycetaceae
Exons: 1
Coding region: 1-726 (241 amino acids)
Biological process (GO): phosphate ion transmembrane transport; oxaloacetate transport; succinate transmembrane transport
Molecular function (GO): sulfate transmembrane transporter activity; succinate transmembrane transporter activity; oxaloacetate transmembrane transporter activity
Source: RefSeq, a predicted model, not a curated record